UUUUCCCGCCAAUAUGGGUCGCCCGCCCUGAGGGUAUAUUAGGGGGCGUCGAGACGGUAACUCAUCAGUACCGUGCUGGUUCUUGCUAAGCAAACACACACACGCCAUGAGAUUGUUGCUGCCGCUCUCUCUCCUCGCCAUCACCCUCUCUCUUGCAGAGGGGGUGAUGGUGUGUUACUACGGCUCCUGGGCGGUGUACAGGCCGGACAACGGCAAGUUUGACGUGGAGGCCAUCGACCCCUUCAUCUGCACCCACCUCAUCUUCGGCUUCGCCGGGCUUGGAUGGGACAACAAAAUUAGGGUACUGGACCCGUACAACGAGCUGUGUGAGAACUACGGCAAGUGUGCCUACGACCGGUUCACCGCGCUUAAGAACAAGAACGCCGACCUUAUUACCAUCCUGGCCGUCGGAGGCUGGAACGAGGGAUCCACCAAGUACUCUGAUAUGGCAAAGGACGCGGGAACAAGGAAGAUCUUCGUCGACUCCUCCGUUGAGAUGUUGAAGACCCACAACUUCGACGGUCUGGACAUGGACUGGGAGUACCCGACCCAGCGUGGAGGGAAGCCAGAGGACAAGGUCAACUUCAUCAGCCUCCUGUCAGACUUGUACAACGAGCUGCACGCCAACGGUAUGAUCCUGACGGCCGCCGUGUCCGCCGGUAAGCUGACCAUUGACCCCGCCUACGACAUCCCCGCCAUGGCAGAGAAUCUUGACCUCAUCAACCUGAUGGCGUACGACCUGCACGGCGCCUGGGACACCUACACCCACCACCAGUCUGGCCUCUACCAGUAUCCUGACGACACCGGCGACAACGUCUACCUCAACCAGGACUUCGCUGUGAGGUACUGGAUUGACGGAGGAAUGCCGAGCACCAAGAUCGCCCUGGGCGUACCCCUCUAUGGCCGCUGCUGGAAGCUGGACUUCAACACUGAUGAGACCGGCUACUACGCCCCGGCUAGCAACCCAGGACCCGCAGGACCCUACACCAGGAGCCCUGGCUUCUUGGGCUACAACGAGAUCUGCGAGUUCCAGAAGAACGAGGGUGACUGGGUGAUAGAGAUCGCGCCGGGCAUGAACGAACCUUACACCUACAGCUACAACCACGAGAGGAUCUGGUGCUCCUACGAUGACCACGACUCUUGCGUAGUCAAGGCCAAUUACGCUAAAGAGAUGAACCUGGCUGGUAUGAUGGUCUGGAGCGUGGAGACAGACGACUUCCUUGGUAUCUGUGGCGCUCGCUCCUUCGACCUCAUCAAGACGCUGGCAGAGACGUACAGUGGUAACGUCAUCACUGUUCCCCCUCCACCACCUACCACCACCAGGGACCCUGACGCACCCACCACUAGCAGCGUCAGCACCACCACCCCCACCACCACAUCCACCCGCUCCCCGCCCCCUCCUGACGGCGUGUGUCAGAAGCCCGGCCUCAACGCUGACCCCGAGAACUGCCACCACUACUACCUCUGUGCUCCGAACACGAGCGGAGGCUACGACGCCACGGAGGAAAUCUGUCCCCCGGGCACACUCUACAACCCCGACGCCUUCAUCUGCGACUGGCAGAACUCCGUCUGCGCCCUCGGCGACGUCUGUCCGGACGACUGUGCUUAGUUCUGUCCGUCCGUCCGUCCCCCCGUGUUUCCGUUCUUUUGCCUCUGACUGGUGGCAUAUGUAAACGCGUAGCGCAGCCACAACGUUUUGCUGGACGUUCUUGCGUCGUCGUAGCUGCGUCAGAAUAACGUGGUGGUCACGAAGUGUGUGUUCUUGUUGUGUUUGCUGUGACGCGCUUACAGAGCCUCUUUCUCCAUUGUAUACACUAGUCUACCUCUGUGUUUAAUUUUCACUGAGGAUGAUAGCCACACCGUAAACCAGACCGUAGGUGGAUUAUACCCAUUCGACCCCCCUCCACCUCCCAGUUAAGUUUCCUGAAGUAUACCCUCCAGAUUAAUAUAUUGUAGGUGCUAAAUAAAUUAUUAUGCAAA
Messenger RNA from Procambarus clarkii (red swamp crayfish), 1980 nucleotides. Its product is annotated as chitinase-3-like protein 1. Gene Ontology annotation, biological process: carbohydrate metabolic process; chitin catabolic process. Lineage: Eukaryota; Metazoa; Arthropoda; Malacostraca; Decapoda; Cambaridae. Gene Ontology annotation, cellular component: extracellular region. Gene Ontology annotation, molecular function: chitin binding; chitinase activity. The record is from RefSeq and is a predicted model, not a curated record.